This is a messenger RNA of Suillus subalutaceus, 771 nucleotides long. RefSeq names its product glyceraldehyde-3-phosphate dehydrogenase. The record is from RefSeq and is a predicted model, not a curated record. Gene Ontology annotation, molecular function: NAD binding; oxidoreductase activity, acting on the aldehyde or oxo group of donors, NAD or NADP as acceptor. The transcript is spliced from 9 exons. Bases 1 to 771 code for a protein of 256 amino acids. Lineage: Eukaryota; Fungi; Basidiomycota; Agaricomycetes; Boletales; Suillaceae.
AUGGGCCGUAUGGGCCGUACCUUCAUGCGUCACGCGGUCCAGUACCAGGACAUCGAAGUCGUUGCCAUCAACGACCCCGUGUUAAAGCUAGACGACAUGGCGGCCAAGUUCAAGUCCAUCCCCGUUCACGGUAACUUCGAGGGGGAUGUUCAUGCGGGCCCAUCCACGUAUUCAGUCAAAGCAAGCCAAGAGGACAUCAACUGGGGAUCGGUUGGCGCUAACUAUAUCAUUGAGUCGAGUGGGUUUUUCACCACGAGAGGCCAAGUAAGCUCUGUCGAAGACUUGAUCAUCAUCACUGCGAUAUCUAAUGCGCCGAUGUUUAUCUGUGGUGUCAACCUCGAUGCGUACAAACCAGAAUACACCGUUAUUUCUAGCGCCUCGAGCACUACCAAUUGCCUUGCCCCUAUCGCAAGUAUUCGUGCGGUGGACAUCACUGACAAUAAAUCCCUCACUAACACCAUCAUCCCAACCUACACUGAAGCGGCGGAGGUUGUCGGAAAGAUCAUUCCCUCGUUGGAUGACAGGUUCACGUGUGUCAUCAUUUUAUUUCGAUCUGUUGGUCUGGCCCUAAAUGUCUUUGUAGUGGUCUUGAAUUUCGUAUUCCAGUUAGAAGCUGAAGAGGGUCCGCUCAAGGGCAUAUUGUUGGUUCCUGAUAAUAUUAUGGUGUCUACAAACUUACUCGAGCGUACCGAGUCGACUAUUUUCGACCCCGGGGUUCAAUUCACGGUCUUUGACCGUUCCUUCAAGUUGGUCGCAUACUAUGGCCAAUGA